CAUGGAGAUAGAAACACACCUGGGGCAGGGGGCCGCUGCUCUGCCUGGGUCCACAACUGGGCCAUCCGGAGACAUAUCCGUGACCACCUCCCCAUCUCGCUGGUUAAAACCGCAGAUCCAGAUCCCUCCUGGAACUACCUCUUUGGCUUCCACCCUCACGGGGUCCUGGUCAGCGGGGCCUGCAGCAACUUCUGCACAGAGGCCACUGGCUUCUCCCACCUCUUCCCUCACCUCCAGCCCCACCUGCUCACGCUGCCCUGUUGGUUCCAGCUCCCUGUCUUCCGGGACUACAUCAUGUGUGCUGGAUCAGUGCCCUCGGACAAGGCCAGCGCCUCCUAUCUCUUGUCCCUGCCCGGGGGCCUCCUGGCCGUGGGAGGGCCCCUGGAGGCGUGGGAGGCAAAGCCCGGAGCGCUGAGCUUGCGAAUCCGGAAUCAGAAGAGAUUUGUCAAGUUGGCGCUGGAAGAGGGGGCCUCCCUGGUGCCAGCCUUCUCUUUCGGAGAGAACUAGCUCAUCCAGCAGUUUCCGAACCCGCCGGGCUCAUGGGUGCGAAGGACACAGGAAGCGCUGCAGCCACUGCUGAGAAUGGCCCUGCCGCUGUUCCACGGCCCCCGGGGCCUCCUCCUGCCCUUCCGCACGCCCAUCCACACCGUCGGCGAGCCCCGGCCUCUACCCGCUCCGCUAUCCGGCCCGCCCACCUGCUUCUCCCGGGCUGAAGGCCCCUGCACCCUUCCCGCGCCGGAGGUGAAGGUCCCCCCUGUUGGGGCGUGAAAUCCUGGAUUCCGGCCACGCCUCCAGGCUGCCUUUGGCAACCGCGCCAGCCCUGAACUCUGUCCCAGUUAAUCGCGGCGAGCGAGAAGGUGACCUGCGGGCGGCUGCUAGCGACCAUCCCUCUGGCCUCCUGUUCCGCCCACAGUGGGGGCCCCAAUCCCGGCGCAGCGAAACCCGCGGCCCAGCCGGGCGCAGGUGGACGCGCAGCACGAGGUCUACUUGGAGCGGCUCAAGCAGCUGUUGA
Messenger RNA from Aethalodelphis obliquidens (Pacific white-sided dolphin), 1012 nucleotides. RefSeq names its product 2-acylglycerol O-acyltransferase 2-A-like. Gene Ontology annotation, biological process: triglyceride biosynthetic process. NCBI's taxonomy places the organism in Eukaryota, Metazoa, Chordata, Mammalia, Artiodactyla, Delphinidae. The transcript has 4 exons. Gene Ontology annotation, cellular component: endoplasmic reticulum membrane. The record is from RefSeq and is a predicted model, not a curated record. The annotation marks the transcript as partial. Gene Ontology annotation, molecular function: diacylglycerol O-acyltransferase activity.